This is a messenger RNA of Arthroderma uncinatum, 3384 nucleotides long. RefSeq names its product leucyl-tRNA synthetase. Gene Ontology annotation, biological process: leucyl-tRNA aminoacylation. Gene Ontology annotation, molecular function: aminoacyl-tRNA deacylase activity; ATP binding; leucine-tRNA ligase activity. The transcript is spliced from 4 exons. Lineage: Eukaryota; Fungi; Ascomycota; Eurotiomycetes; Onygenales; Arthrodermataceae. The record is from RefSeq and is a predicted model, not a curated record. The coding region runs from base 1 to 3384 and encodes 1127 amino acids.
AUGGCCGCCUCCGCCUCCGCGGCCGCUGCUGUCGCGCUUGACAGCUCGAAAAACACGUUGAAACUCGAGAAUACGGAGAAAAGAGAUACCCUCAUUGCCCUAGAAAAGAAAUAUCAGGCACUAUGGAAGGAGAAGAAGAUCUUCGAGGUCGACGCGCCGUCCCUUUCGGAGAUUCCUGCUCAGAGUAUGUCGUCGGCCGAGCUCCACGAGAAGCACCCGAAGUUCUUUGGAACCAUGGCAUUCCCAUAUAUGAACGGAACUCCCCAUGCCGGACACAGUUUCACUGCUAGUAAAGUAGAAUUUAUGACUGGAGUUGCGAGAAUGGAAGGGAAAAGAGCUUUGUUCCCUCUUGGAUUCCAUUGCACAGGUAUGCCUAUCAGGGCGUGUGCUGAUAAACUGGUGGACGAUAUAAAGAAAUUCGGCAAAAAUUUUGAGAAUUACAAGGAGGAAGAGGAGGUUGAUUCUACCCCUGCCCCAACCCAGGAAGUAGUCAAGGAAGACCUGUCGAAAUUCUCAGGCAAAAAGAGCAAAGCAGCCAGCAAAGCUGUUAAAUUAAAAUACCAAUUCCAGAUCAUGAUGGCUCUCGGUAUACCGCUUGAAGAGGUUCAUAAGUUUGCAGAUCCCGAACAUUGGCUUCAGCACUUCCCUCCCCUCUGGAUAAGGGACCUUGAUAGUAUGGGAGCAAGAGUGGACUGGCGAAGGCAGAUGGUAACGACCGAUGUCAACCCCUAUUUCGAUUCGUUCGUCCGCUGGCAGAUGAUUCGUUUACAUGAAAUGGGCAAAAUUUUGUAUGGAAGCCGAUAUACAAUUUACUCUCCCAAGGAUGGGCAACCUUGCAUGGACCACGACAGACUCGAUGGAGAGGGUGUUGGUCCUCAGGAAUACACCGCAAUGAAAUUAAAAGUUAAGGAGUGGUCUCCAAAGGCGAAGGAGAUCCUUCAGGGUAAAAUCGAGGAGGACGCAAACGUUUAUUUUGUCCCUGCCACCCUCCGACCGGAGACCAUGUAUGGCCAAACCUGUUGUUUCGUCGGCCCUGCCAUUUCAUAUGGCCUCUUCAAAGUAAAGGAGAAGGAGUAUUAUGUAGUGACGAAACGGGCAGCGUGGAACAUGGCAUUCCAAGGGGUCUUCUUUGACGUUAAAAACCUUCCCAAAUCUCAGGAUGAGCUGCCUCCGGUCGUUGAAGCCCCUGGCUCUACAUUUGUUGGAACUCUCGUCGACGCUCCUCUUUCUUUCCACAAAGAUGGCGUCAGGAUCCUACCAAUGGAGACCGUGUCCGCCAGCAAGGGAACUGGUGUCGUUAGCUGCGUCCCUUCAGACAGCCCUGACGAUUUUGCAACUAUUUCCGAUCUUGCAAAGAAAGCCGACUACUACGGCAUCCAAAAAGAGUGGGCUGAACUCGAAAUUCACCCACUUAUCGAAACCCCGACGUAUGGAAAUCUUACAGCCCCUGCUUUGGUGAAACAACUCAAAAUCAACUCACCAAAGGACACUGUCCAACUUGCUCAAGCAAAGGAUUUGGCCUAUACCGAAGGCUUUUACAAGGGUAAAAUGCUUGUUGGUGAAUUUAAGGGAGAGUCUGUUCAAACUGCGAAAGAGAAAGUUCGCAACUCUCUAAUUAAGAGCGGGGAUGCCUUCCCUUUCGCUGACCCCAUGGGCAAAGUCACCAGUAGAAGUGGCGAUGACUGCGUCGUUGCAUACCUCGGUCAAUGGUUCCUAAACUACGGCGAGAAUGAUCCAGAAUGGCAAAAUGCCACUCUCAAAUAUGUUACCGAGGGACUGAACACUUACUCGGAAGAGACACGACAUGGCUUUGAAAAGAAUCUUGGCUGGCUCAACCGCUGGGCCUGCGCGAGAACCUACGGCCUUGGUUCUAAACUUCCAUGGGACCCCCAAUUCCUUGUUGAAAGUUUAAGUGACAGUACUAUUUACCAGUGCUAUUACACCAUCUCUCACCUCCUCCACGCAGAUAGAUAUGGAAAGGAGCCUGGUAAACUAGGUAUCAAGCCUGAACAGAUCACUAAUGAUAUUUGGGAUUACGUCUUCGGCAGACGGGACCUUGACGAUGGUCUGGUCCAGCAAAGUGGAAUCAGCAAGGAAGCUCUUCUGACUAUGAGACGAGAAUUUGAGUACUGGUACCCGCUCGACGUUCGGAUCUCUGGCAAGGAUCUUAUUCAGAACCAUCUUACGUUCUUCCUCUACGUCCAUAUCGCACUUUUCCCGCAAGAGUACUGGCCUCGCGGUGUGAGAGCCAACGGACAUCUACUCCUUAACGGAGAAAAGAUGAGUAAGAGUACCGGGAACUUCCUGACACUCAGAGAUGCUGUCGAUAAGUACGGGGCAGAUGCUACUCGUAUUGCCUUCGCAGAUGCCGGUGAUGCAAUUGAAGAUGCAAACUUCGAUGAGACUGUGGCAAACAGCAAUAUCCUCCGUAUGUUCACCCUCAAGGAAUGGAUUGAGGAAACAGUUGCGGACAAGUCUCUCCGCACCGGUCCAGCAGACACUUUCCUAGAUAAGGUAUUUGAUAAUGAAAUGAACGCAUUGGCUCGUGAGGCAAGGAAACACUACGCAGACACCAACUUCAAGCUAGCUCUGAAAUCUGCCCUCUACGAUUUCACCGGUGCAAAAGAUUUCUACCGUGAAGUGGCCACGGCCUCUGGCAUGGGUAUGCACCGCGACCUGCUACUCAGAUAUGUUGAGCUACAAGCGCUCCUUAUGUGCCCAAUUGCGCCUCAUUGGGCCGAGCACAUGUGGCUUGAUGUCCUUAAGAAGCCGGACUCCAUCCAAAAUGCUCGCUUCGCCGAUGUCCCUGAGCCAUCCCCUGGUUUAUCCUCAGCUCUACUUUAUAUCCGCUCAACAACUUCAAAUAUCACUUCCUCAGAGGCAACAUUCGCUAAGAAGAUCGCGAAGGGAAAGACCGUUAGAUUCGACCCUCGAAACCCCAAGAAGAUUACCAUCUUCGUCUCCAAAAAGUUCCCUGCAUGGCAAGAUAAAUAUAUCGAUCUAGUGCGUGAAGCUUUUGACGCCAUCAAGCUGACCAUAGACGAUAAGGGACUCAACGCCAAGGUUGGGAAGUUGGGUGAAAUGAAAAAGGCCAUGCCGUAUGUUCAGGGGUUGAAGAAACGCCUCAUCCAAGGUGGCGAGAAGCCCGAGGAAGUGUUCAGCCGUGAAAUGCCAUUUGACGAAGUACAAGUUCUCAAUGACAUUGUUGGAAAUUUGAAGAAAGUUACGGGAGCCAAGGAGGUCGAGAUCAUCGCUGUUGAAGAAGGCGGAAGUGCAGGAACCAAUACCGAUGGCCAGAGAAAGGAAGGGUUGCCCCAUGUCGCGCAAGGUGCAGUCCCAGGCCAGCCCAGCUUUAACUUUGAGAAUAUCGAAGUUGCUGCAUGA